This is a messenger RNA of Arachis stenosperma, 2484 nucleotides long. RefSeq names its product tRNA nucleotidyltransferase cca2-like. Gene Ontology annotation, biological process: tRNA 3'-terminal CCA addition. The record is from RefSeq and is a predicted model, not a curated record. Gene Ontology annotation, molecular function: ATP:3'-cytidine-cytidine-tRNA adenylyltransferase activity; RNA binding. Lineage: Eukaryota; Viridiplantae; Streptophyta; Magnoliopsida; Fabales; Fabaceae.
UCCAUUUCCUCUUCCAUUUUCGAACCCUAACCCGGCAACAAGCUCCACAAUCGACGCCGGCAGAAGGAACUCCAACGGGCAGAAGGAACUCCCGGUCGCGGAUCGAAGCUGCUGUCAGCGGCGUCGUCAUCUAGUCGUCUGAACUCUGGAGCUUCUGGCGUCGGUGUCGUCUGGUCGCCCUGGUCGUCGGCGUCGUCGUUCUGGAACUCAGGCCUUCUUGCUCUCUGCCACGGCAUAGAGCAUGAGGGAAAUGGGCAAGCGCCGGAAUCUUGAGCAGUGUGUUAUAUAAAGCGUCUGCGUUCAAAACCCUAUAAAGAUUCCAUGAAAUUCACUUUGAAAACUGCAACCACCCAUUUCUUCCUCACUAGAUUCUCACUCUUACGCACACCAACUGUUACGACUAUUCCUCUUCCUCUUCUUAACUAUCCCCUUCCAACAAGAACAACAACAACCACCAUCUCUACGCCGUCGUUUCCAAUUUACUGCGCCUGCGCACCAAUGUCGAUUGCCACUCAGCACAUUCUUCAGGUGAGAAAAAUCGAACUUUCGGACAUUGAGCGCAGAAUCUUCGAUAGGCUUCUCGCCACUCUCCGCCACUUCAACCUCCAAACUCAGCUCCGCGUCGCCGGCGGCUGGGUACGCGACAAGCUCCUGGGGAAGGAUUGCUAUGACAUUGAUAUCGCUCUUGACAAUAUGAUGGGCACUGAGUUUGUCGACAAGGUGAGGGAGUACUUGUUGUCCAUCGGUGAAGAUGCUCAGGGUGUUUGUGUUAUUGAGUCCAAUCCUGACCAGUCGAAACAUUUGGAGACAGCAAGAAUGAAUUUGUUUGAUAUGUGGAUUGAUUUUGUUAACUUAAGGAGUGAAGAGUAUACUGAGAAUAGCCGCAUUCCUUCUAAGCAAAGCUUUGGCACACCUGAAGAGGAUGCAUAUAGGAGGGAUUUGACAAUUAACAGCUUAUUCUACAACAUCAACACUGGCUCGGUUGAAGAUUUCACGAAGAGAGGGAUCUCAGACCUUAAGUCUGGAAGGAUAGUGACUCCUUUACCUCCUAAGGCCACCUUUCUUGAUGACCCUUUACGAGUUCUUCGAGCCAUUAGAUUUGGUGCUAGAUUUGAAUUCACUUUAGAUGAAGAUCUGAAAGUAGCUGCUGCAUCUGGUGAUGUGAAAGAUGCUCUUGCUGCUAAAAUUAGCAGAGAGCGCAUUGGAACAGAGGUUGAUCUUAUGAUAUCCGGAAAUCAACCUGUCAAAGCAAUGACUUAUAUUUGUGAUCUGACAUUAUUUUGGACUGUGUUCAGUCUUCCUCCAGAGUUUGAACCUACUAUUUCAGAUGGAUGUGAAAGACUUUGCAUUGCUUACUUGGAUACUGCAUGGAACCUUGUCCAUUUACUCAAAGAGUCGACCUUUACAGAUGAAGAAAGGAGGUUGUCACUUUUUGCUGCUUUGUUUCUCCCACUUAAAAAUACCACUUACCAAGUAAAGAAAGCGAAGGUGGUUCCUGUUGUCAAUUAUAUUAUUCGUGACUCACUCAAGCGAAAAUCCAAGGACGCAGAAAUGGUGCUUGAUUUACACCGAGCAUCGCAGAAAUUCUUGUCAUUGAUUCCUUGUCUUGCAUCUAAUGAGGGUUUGCAAUCUGAUGAUGUUGAUUGGAUGAGACGAUUGAUUGAUGAUGUCUCUGUUGCUUCCAGAGUCCGGGUUCUAACAGGUUUUCUCUUGAGGGAGCUUAAAGAUUUAUGGAGAGUUGCACUAUUGGUAUCCAUAUUAUUACAUCCCAUUGACAUUAACAACAUUGAGGAUGAAUCCUUACAAUUGCACAAACGGAUAGAUCUAUUUAAUACAGUGGAGACUGCUAUAAUAAAACUAGGCCUCAACAAAGUUUGGGAGGUGAAGCCAUUGAUCAGUGGCAAAGAUGUUAUGAAUGUCUUACAGCUUAAAGGAGGAGGACCACUGGUUAAGGAGUGGCUAGAAAAAUCAAUGGCAUGGCAACUUGCCAAUCCUUCUGGAACUAGUGAGGAAUGCAUUGACUGGUUAAGAGAAGCCAAUUCUAAGCGUGUAAAGUUGGAGUGAUGUCUUUGUCCGUUUCAUACCAUGUCACCGAGAUAGAAAUCCUAAACUCAUUUGCCUUGGAUGGAGGGAGCAUAGCCAGAGUUAGCUGUGUGGACAGCAGAUGAUACUGGGAAUCACUUCAUGCACAUAUGACUUGUGGUUGUGCUGCCGCUUCAAAGUUGUAUGAAGCUCACAAUUUGGAUGAAAAUUUGCCUCACUUGCUGAUGAAGAAAUAUGUGAAUAGGAAUAUAGGAUAGAUAUUUUGGCCUUUCUUUUCUUGUCUAAUUAUAAACUCUUACCUCCUUUAACAUAUUGGUCCAUAUUCGAGGAAGAACAUAUCCCCCUAUUCAUUUAGGCAUGCUUAGCUAGAGCUUUGUCCAUCAUAUAUGGAAGAAUUUUGCAAUGAGUUUAUUUUAGUAAAUGGAGAUAUACUUUUGUUCA